Nicrophorus vespilloides is the source of this 1656-nucleotide messenger RNA. Its product is annotated as alanine--glyoxylate aminotransferase 2-like. The coding region runs from base 86 to 1510 and encodes 474 amino acids. Lineage: Eukaryota; Metazoa; Arthropoda; Insecta; Coleoptera; Silphidae. Gene Ontology annotation, cellular component: mitochondrion. Gene Ontology annotation, molecular function: pyridoxal phosphate binding; transaminase activity. The transcript has 7 exons. The record is from RefSeq and is a predicted model, not a curated record.
CGUCAAAAACUUUGCUACAGUAGCAAAAGCAGCACACCGAGUCCUCUUCCAGUAAUACAAAAAAAAAAGAGUAUCGGAAAGAGUUAUGGAGGUUCUCCCGAAAAACGAGACGAUCGCUCUCCGCGAAAAACAUAUUGGCAAAUCCUGUCAGCUGUUCUACCGCAAGGACCCGCUGAAAAUCCUUGUAGGAAAAGGUCAAUACCUUUACGAUGACAAGGACGAGGCGUACUUGGAUUGCAUCAAUAACGUCGCUCACGUCGGACAUUGUCAUCCGGACGUGGUGAAGGCUGGAUGCGAGCAGAUGGCCACGCUGAGCACCAACAACCGUUUCUUGCACGACAAUAUAGUGCUGUGCGCUAAACGCCUGGUGGACACCAUGCCCGAGGAGUUAUCCGUCUGCUAUUUCGUCAAUUCCGGUUCGGAGGCGAACGAUCUCGCGCUGCGCCUCUCCCAGAUCCAUACCGGAAACAAGGAUGUCAUCACCCUUGAGCACGCUUACCACGGUCACUUGACUUCCCUGAUUGAUAUAUCGCACUACAAAUUCAAUCUGCCCGGAGGCGUCGGCCAAAAAGAGCACGUGCAUCUGGCUUCAUCCCCCGAUUACUAUCGCGGAAAGUUCCGCGACAGCGAGUACAGGAGGGAGGAUUUGGGACACAUGUACGCGCAAGAGGUGAAGGAGAUCUGCAAUGGAAUAGAGGAGAAAGGACGCGGCGUGUGCGCUUACAUCGCGGAAAGCAUGCUCAGCUGCGGCGGGCAGAUCAUCCUUCCGCAAGGAUACCUGCAGGAGGUGUACGCGCACGUUCGCAAAGCGGGAGGUGUUUGCAUCGCGGACGAAGUCCAGGUAGGCUUCGGAAGGGUGGGAAAGCACUGGUGGUCUUUCCAGAUGCAGGACGUCGUCCCGGACAUCGUCACCGUCGGCAAACCGAUGGGCAACGGCCAUCCGGUUGCUGCGGUAAUUACCACGAGAGCAAUCGCCGAGAGCUUCGAGAAGACCGGAGUCGAAUACUUCAACACGUACGGAGGAAACCCGGUCUCUUGCGCCAUAGCAAACGCGGUCUUCGACGUAAUCGAAAAGGAAAACCUGCGAGAAAACGCGCUCGUCGUAGGCGAAUACCUGUUGGAAUGUUCCCAGAUUUUGGCGAAGAAGUUUGAGUUCAUCGGCGACGUUCGAGGAGUCGGCCUCUUCACCGGUAUCGAAAUAGUCAAGGACAGAUCCACUAGAGAACCAUCGAAGGAGAUCGCCAGCUACGUCAGUUGCAGGAUGAAGGAGGAGCACAUCCUGAUCAGCACUGACGGACCGGAUGGUAACGUCCUGAAGAUGAAACCGCCGAUGGUCUUCAGCAAGCAGAAUGUGGACGAGGUCAUGUACGCGCUGAACGGCAUCUUCAAGGAGGUCAAGGAGACCUUCGAGUUCGCGAUUGCGCCUCGUCCACGCUCCGAUAGUUGCAGCAAGGAGGCCAGAAAGACCAUGGGACCUUCUCUCAAGGAAGCAAUCAUCAAGUCCAUCUAAGAACCCGAAACUAUUACAUAUUUAUUUACCUUUCGUUGUUUUCUAUGAAAAUAUUUAAACUUUAAGAGAUUAUUAUAUUCUUAGUAAUUUUAUACAUAAGUAUGCAUUACGAAAAAAGAAAAAUACAAGCCAGAUACGAAACACUA